CACCAAAGAUUUGUUCCAAGCUCGAGCGUAGAGCUAACCUCAGCAGCAGCGUUAGCUGCGCUGCUGAGAUGGGCGUUUACUGCCUCAGUUUGGGGCCCAUGCAGAUAGCAUCAUGUUAGCUUACAAGACCCAAGGACAGCCUCAUUAAUAUGACUGUAUCUUCCUCCUAAGUGACCUUGAAAUGUGCCCAUACUGAAACUUCUGGGUGGAACAGAACCAUCCUGAUUUUGAUUGUGGAAGAAAGAAAGAAAAUAAUCUAUUGAGCUCAUCUGCCACUACAUAGGCCUGAUUGUGCGCUAACAGAUCAGGCACCUUACAGAGGAGAUGGCUCCAAGAAGGCGUACAUGCAUUCAUACAUACACACUGCAGUCCAGCUCCACCAACUGAAACAACUGCAUCUCUUGUGUGGAUGAUGCACUGCUGAGUGGACAUAAAGUCUGAAUCCCUCCCACUUCUCUAAAACCCUGUCACCAUUGAGCUGAUGCCAGUGUGUGCAGUUAAUUAUGAUAACAGAAGAUGGUGCUUGAAUUUAGCAUCUCUGUGCAGGGAAUGCUGAAAGGGGCGAGGCUUUCUCACAAAAGUACAACAGCUGACUAAUAGUCUGCUGCCGACAUGGAUGCCAAGCUUAAAGAGGAUCUUUUCCGGAGGUAUGUGGCUGCCUUGGAGAAACGUCUUAACAACGGGUUUGAAAAUGUUGGAGUGGGCACUGUGCCAGGCGGGGACAGUGCCAAACAUAAGGACAGUGAAGCUCUUCUCUCAACAGCGACUGCCCUGUUAGGGGCCUACCAGCCUGACCCAGGACAACGCUUCCGCAUGGUGCGCUUCUAUGAAGUGGUGGAGAGCUCACUGCGCUACCACCGAGGAGCCAACCUCCGGAGCCUGGAGAGGGCCUUUCACACUCUGGAAACCAUCUGCACUAACCUCCUACUCUUCCCCUGGAAGAAGGAGUUCAGAUGUAUCAAGACUUUUACUGGCCCAUACGUGUACCAUCUGCAGUCUGCCAUUACCGAUGCUGAACUCCGCUCACUAAUGCGUACCAUUGGCUACUCCUGUGACCAUGAAUCACAGUUCCAUUUGCAGGAGCACCCUGGAGGUGCAAAUCACCUCCGUCAACUGGCAUUUGAGCUGUUCCUGGCCCAGGCCGAGUGUCGACUUCUCAGUGAAGUGGUGGCGUUGGCGCGUGGUGCGGCCUCAGAAAUGGAUGCCCUGGAGCAGCGCAGAGGCUGCAGGGACGAUGCAGCGGGCUGUGCGGAGGCACUUCGGCGCAGAGACAGCCUCGGGGCGGACAUGGCUCGACUGUCUGUCCGCCCUUUGGAUAUCGAAAGGCCCCACACACACCACCUGAGACGGGGCAGCAGACCCUCCAAAUCAGUGGACGUCACAGAUGGAGCAGGACACUGGCACCCUGCAGUCAGCAAACCAGUGUUAAAGGCCUCUCUCAGUCUGAGGAAGGAGCCGCUGUUUGUGGAUGCAGAGGAGGACUUGAAGGACGAAAUUCUGCGCCCCAGUAACACGGCCUCUCUUUUUUCAGUGGCAGCUCCCCCCUCCUACAGCCCUGAGGCUGACUUCUAUCCCAUCCAGACACCUUCUCCAGCUGACCCUUAUUCCUCCUACCACUUGUCCUCUUUGGAUGAGAUUGAUUUGUACACAGAGAGGGGCAGUGGAACUGGUGGCAGGCAGACCCCCUCAAGACCCCCUUCCCGAGACACGAGGGACGGGUGGCUGCAUAAGCCUCAUGGCAGCAUAAAGUGCCAGGGCUGUGGUCUGGGCUGCUCCUCCAUGGCGUCCUGCCAGAGGUGUGAUAUGAUCCUGUGUGGGGCCUGUCAUGAUGUGGACCCAGCUCCGUGCUGUGGUCUCCAAGAGUACCAUGCUAAGUCUCCCCGCACCCUGGACGGAUACAUCCCUGUGAAGGACAAGCUCUCAGUCUAUUCCAACACUCACUCCCACCUGCACCCCCACCCCCUCACUCUGACCCACUCCCACCCACACGCCCAUCCUCAAAUGGUGGACAAGCCCCUGAUGUCCACCAAGCUGUUUCCCUCUAAGUCUGUGUCCCAGUUGACGACACCAAAGGGGGGCAGCAACGAGCGCCUGAGCUUGGGAGGGUCACGAUGCGGCUUCUGUAAUAAGCCUGGAGCGUCGCACACCUGUGUCAACUGCUCCAAGGUUUCCUGUGACUCCUGCAUGGGCCUCUACGCCAAGGACAUGUGCACCCGCAAAAACCCCCAGCACAGCUUUGUGCCCAAUCAUCAACUCAACUUCAAGUCUGGCACCAUAUCUCACCUGGUGUACCGGUAAACCCUGGUACCCCGCUAACCUGCACUACUGCUUUAGGUCUUUGUUGCCUUUUAUAGUCAUCCAUGGUUUGGCCCAUUUUCUGCUCUCUGAGCCCUUUGAACUCUUGUACAUUUUUUCUUGCUGUUAAGGCCCGGUCACUGCACAUCCAUCUGCUGUGUAGUUCUUCUGUUCCUGCUACAUGCUCUUAAAUAGUCGUGAUGUUGUAGCGCUUCCCUCAAAGCUUGUCCUCUUCUAAGGAAACUAGAGAAAAGAAUUGAAGUCUUUCUCAUUUUAAUGAUUUUGUCCAAAUGAACAUAUACUUGCCUAACUUCUCAGCUGAAAUCCUACUAAUAUAUUAAUAUAUAUAAAUGACAUAUAGUAUAUAUAUGUGUGUGUGAAUGUUUGAAGAUGCGUAUGUGUGUAGAAGAGCUUGCGUUAUGACAAAACCCUUUUAAACUUGAAAAACAUUAGGGAUUACUGAGAAAACAUACACUGGAAGUCAGUGAAGUGGAUAGUAUAUAUUUUUAUCUAUUCUGUAGAACAUGUGAGACUGUUAAACAGGCAUGAGGCUUUGUCUGUGUGGGUUCAGUGAUAUCUCAAAGGACAUAAUGAGACAAUGAGCAGAUGCCAUAUUCUAGUUAAAAGAGGUUUGCCUUGUAAAUGAACCUUUCUGUUUGUGUGACUGCGUUUUGAUGCUGCUGUUGACUUGAGAUACUGGAGAUGUGUGGUUUGAGCUCUUUGGUAAAUUGCUUGUGUCAGGCCCCCACACUCACCCCUUUCUCCCCUUCAUGGUCCAUGAUGGUGUGGCACCCCCUACAGUGUAGGAGCUCACCGGAGGUGUCAUGGAGUCUCAGAUCACAGCAUUCUAAGUAUUUUAGUUAAGGCAGUUAUUGAAGGUCUCUGGAACAGUUCCUGUCUACCUCAAAUGACUUCAACGUUGACAUUCAUUGAGGUGUAGUGGUUUAAAAACCUACUAAUGUUAUAAAAAAAAACAAAAAAACAUCUAAACCCCAGUUAUUAAACAAAGACACCUCUGUAUACAGAGAUGUAGCUCUAAGCUAAAUAUUCUGGGAUAGUGAAGAUAUCAUAUUUUGAAUAAUCUGAGACGCAAGUGUCUCUACAUUUAGGUGAGAACAAAGUUUAAGUGUUAUGCUUUUAAUGAUUGUGUUAGAUUAAAAUUUGGUAAUUCGUACAGUUCCACAAAGUCUUAACUUGGAUUGACCCAUAGAUUUUCUCAAUCCAAACAUGUUAGAUGCUUUAAUUAUUUGUUUUGUCACAGAGUUUUCAAUCAAAGUGUGCUAAAUUAGCAUAAUGGAUUUUACAUUUCAGUUACAACACUACGCACUGACAAGCACCUAGUUAUCAAAAGCUGCUCUGUCUCAGCAGGGAGUGGUGACGGUUUACUGGAGCUAAUGUCUGAAGUCAUACAUCCGUUCUUUCUCCAUUCUUUACUCCAGAGCCUUUAUUUCCUUGUGUAUUCUUACAAAGGGUUACAAAGGGACAGCUGUAUGUAGCUGGCUAAUGUUCUUAGCUCAGCUUUAACUUACACAAAUGUGGAUAUCACCAAAUCUUGAGUGACCUUAGGGAGGUGUGCAAUUUAAUGAUGCCUUUCUAAAACAGUCAAUCUUUGUCAUAAAGUUGCACAUUUCAGCUCAUUUCAAACUCAUACCAGCAUCAAGAUGUUUAAGUAAUGAGCCGUGUUGCAACUUGCAGUGAGUGAUUUUAUUGCCAAAUGAAGAACAAAUGUCCUAUUGGAGAAAAACACUUAAUUCUCGUGGCUUGCCUGGGUGUACAAAUAUUGUAUCAAAUAGUGAAAUGUGGUUUUGCUAAAGCUUAGCCGUGUCUGUAGAUAUGAGCAAACUGACGUGGUCCUACCUGCACACCACAGGACCUGUAUCACUGGACUGAACAUCUGUGGAGGAUGCUACAAGGGCUAUACAGGCUUCAGGGCUGCUGCUAAGUGUGUGGGGCUUUUGCUGAUGUGCAGAUACUUUACGUUCAUUAGUAGAGCGGAGUCACUGACGCUGACAAGUUUAAAGAGCUCUGUACUUUUAGAGACAGGAAACACAUGGAGCCAUUGGAACAUAAUUGGUUUAGUCCACAAACACAGUCAUGGUGAAAAUGAUCAUCUGUUUACCUCUUUGUGUAUUUCUGGUAUAUUGUUGAUGUAUAGAAAGCCCUCCCCUGGCAUGCUGUGUUCAGGUCUGACCCUGUAUUUUUCCUCUCACCCCAAACUAACUCCUCAUCUCCACUGGCACUGAUGACCAUUGCACAAUGUCUAUGUGAAGGGGAAUGGACUUGCUACCAGUAUCUGGGCUUAAAUGGGGUGGAAAGGGAAAUAGCCAAAAUUGUUGAUCAGUGAAAAAUAUAUAUAUAUAUUGAAACAAAGAUUUUAUAAUAUAAUUUAAA
Periophthalmus magnuspinnatus is the source of this 4686-nucleotide messenger RNA. It is a transcript of the gene spata2, whose product is annotated as spermatogenesis associated 2. The record is from RefSeq and is a predicted model, not a curated record. NCBI's taxonomy places the organism in Eukaryota, Metazoa, Chordata, Actinopteri, Gobiiformes, Gobiidae. The transcript has 3 exons. Gene Ontology annotation, biological process: regulation of necroptotic process; regulation of tumor necrosis factor-mediated signaling pathway; protein linear deubiquitination. Gene Ontology annotation, cellular component: cytoplasm. The coding region runs from base 613 to 2298 and encodes 561 amino acids.